Messenger RNA from Capra hircus (goat), 3031 nucleotides. RefSeq names its product zinc finger protein 354A (gene ZNF354A). Lineage: Eukaryota; Metazoa; Chordata; Mammalia; Artiodactyla; Bovidae. The record is from RefSeq and is a predicted model, not a curated record. Gene Ontology annotation, biological process: regulation of DNA-templated transcription. The transcript is spliced from 5 exons. Gene Ontology annotation, molecular function: RNA polymerase II cis-regulatory region sequence-specific DNA binding; DNA-binding transcription factor activity, RNA polymerase II-specific. Bases 1084 to 2904 code for a protein of 606 amino acids.
CGACAGUCCCUGCCCCGCCCCUCCUGUACCUACUUGGGGUGCCUGGCUUUUGCAGCUGGUGUGAGCAACCACCCGGCCUGAGGGUGGCCCAGGCAGCACCUCGGGCGAGUCCAACCCCAAGCUGCUGUCAGGCUGUGGCAGUUCCGGAGCCUCCCGCCUGCAGCCCACGGAACCCCAGAGGCCUAGGCGAGACGUGCCCUGAACGCCACAAGUCGGACACUUCCUCCCUUUUGGCCGGACUCAGGCAUCCUCCUGCUUCCUCCAUAUAGGUUCCCAGCGCGCUACCUGCCCGGCUCCUUCCGGCGUUUGAAUUGCUCUGGGCCGGCAGUAAACGUGAGAAAAUAAUUUCCUUCCCCUACCAUCGCCGCUGCUCUCCCUAGUGACAGGCUUGUUUUGCCUGAGAAGUGAAUCGCCUGCUUGCCCCAGUGGCAGAAUCAGGACUGGAAUCCAAGUCUCUGGUUGUCUGCACCUCGUUUCUCAAGACAGCAGCCUCCUCCGCCAUAGGAGAACUGAUACUUUCCCUUUCCAAAGCAGUUUUCUCUAAAAAUCUGGAAAUUAUUUCCUUACAAGGAGGACGACGAGUUGGGUGGGAAGACUCAGAGUGCAGAAAAGUUGUCACAUAUGCAUGCAGGGAGUUUAGAGCAGAUGCCAGCCUCCCUGGCUGUGUGGACUGGGACAAGUUGCUCCCGCUCUGCCCUCAGUUUCGUGAUCUGUAAAAUGGGGGCUGACAGUGUCAACCGUGCUCAGUAAUGCAGGUAGUGCCUGGCACUUCAUGAGGCUCAAGGAGUUGCUGCCGCUGCUGCUGAUUGAGUCCUAGGACGUUUUUCACUGAGCCAGGGAAAGAGCUGGGCCUGGAACAGGAUGACCCAGCCCUUCUGUCUGGUCCUGUCUAUCCCUGGCUGCUUCUGACUUCCUUCUCUGAGGGCACUUGGCAUCAUUCUCAGGGAGUGUAAAUGAUUCAGAGCUGCUGAUUCAGAGGGGUGGAAAAGAGAAGGGGCUUCCUCCUGGCUCGCUUUGUCUUCCCUCAGAUCUGGCUUCUGGAGACUUCACCCAUCCUCAGGAGACACUGGCCAGAAAGAAGACAUGGCUACUGAACAGAGGGAAGCAAGGUCUCAGGUGUCAGUGACGUUCGAAGAUGUGGCUGUGCUCUUUACACGGGAUGAGUGGAGAAAGCUGGCUCCUCCUCAGAGAAACUUGUACCAAGAUGUGAUGCUGGAGAACUAUAGUAAUCUUGUCUCCUUGGGACUCCUAUUUCCCAAACCCAAAGUGAUCUCCCUGUUGCAGCAAGGAGAAGAUCCCUGGAAGGUAGAGAAAGAAAACCUUGGAGGCUCCUCUCUAGGAUGGAAGAACAGUUAUAAAACCACAAAGUCAACUCAAACACAAGGUCAUUCAUUUCAGGAACUGAUAAUGAAAAGAUCCAAAAGGAAUGGACCCUGGGACUUCAAAUCAGAAAAACCCUGCAGAUAUGAAGGCAGAUUAGAGAAAAAGCAGGAGAAAAAAGAAAGUGUACAGAUAGUUUCAGUCACUCACAAGAAAAUCCUCACUAUAGAGAGAAAACAUAAAAAUACUCAAUUUGGGCAAAACUUGAGCCCAAAGUCAGUCUUUUUUAGGCAACAGGUGAUCCCAAGAGAAAAAGCCCCACCAAAAUGUGAAAUACAAGGAAACAGCUUCAAACAAAAUUUCAGUUUAUUUAAUCAACAAAAAACCAACACAGCUGGGAAACGUUAUAAAUGUAGUAUGUGUGAGAAAACUUUCAUAAAUACUUCAUCCCUUCGUAAACAUGAAAAAAACCACAGUGGAGAGAAAUUAUUUAAAUGUAAAGACUGUUCAAAAGCCUUUAAUCAAAGUUCAGCACUUAUUCAACAUCAAAUAACUCAUACUGGAGAGAAACCCUAUAUAUGUAAAGAAUGUGGGAAAGCCUUCACUCUCAGUACAUCCCUUUAUAAACACUUAAGAACACAUACUGUGGAGAAAUCCUAUAGGUGUAAAGAAUGUGGUAAAUCCUUCAGCAGAAGAUCAGGCCUUUUUAUACAUCAAAAAAUCCAUGCUGGAGAAAACCCCUAUAAAUAUAAUCCAGGUAGGAAAGCAUCUAGUUGCAGUACAUCCCUUCCUGGAUGUCAGAGAAUUCAUUCCAGAAAAAAGUCCUACUUAUGUAAUGAAUGUGGUAAUACCUUUAAGUCUAGUUCAUCCCUUCGUUAUCAUCAGAGAAUUCACACAGGAGAGAAACCUUUUAAAUGUAGUGAGUGUGGGAGAGCCUUCAGUCAGAGUGCAUCUCUUAUUCAACAUGAAAGAAUUCACACUGGAGAAAAGCCUUACAGAUGUAAUGAAUGUGGAAAAGGCUUCACUUCUAUUUCACGACUUAAUAGACACCGAAUAAUUCAUACUGGUGAGAAGUUUUAUAAUUGUAAUGAAUGUGGUAAAGCCUUAAGUUCCCACUCAACACUUAUUAUUCAUGAAAGAAUUCAUACUGGAGAGAAACCAUGUAAAUGUAAAGUGUGUGGGAAAGCCUUCAGACAAAGUUCAGCUCUCAUUCAACAUCAGAGAAUGCACACUGGAGAAAGACCCUAUAAAUGCAAUGAGUGUGGAAAAACAUUCAGAUGUAACUCAUCCCUUAGUAAUCAUCAGAGAAUUCACACUGGAGAGAAACCAUAUCGAUGUGAAGAAUGUGGGAUAUCUUUUGGCCAAAGUUCAGCUCUUAUUCAACAUCGGCGGAUUCAUACAGGAGAGAAACCCUUCAAAUGUAAUACAUGUGGGAAAACUUUUAGACAAAGCUCAUCACGUAUUGCCCAUCAGAGAAUUCAUACUGGAGAGAAACCCUAUGAAUGUAAUACAUGCGGGAAACUUUUCAAUCACAGGUCAUCUCUUACUAAUCAUUAUAAAAUUCAUAUUGAAGAGAACCCCUAGGAAGUAAUUUGCAUGUUUCUGAAACCAAAGCUCACCAGAAUACAUGAGAGUGAUAUAAUAAAUGUAAUGGAUAUGAAAAACCUUUCUAUAGUUUAGUCCUCAUCAGAUAAUAAGUCCUAAGGACAAA